Trichosurus vulpecula (common brushtail) is the source of this 414-nucleotide messenger RNA. It is a transcript of the gene SH2D1B, whose product is annotated as SH2 domain containing 1B. Lineage: Eukaryota; Metazoa; Chordata; Mammalia; Diprotodontia; Phalangeridae. The transcript is spliced from 4 exons. The record is from RefSeq and is a predicted model, not a curated record. Bases 1 to 414 code for a protein of 137 amino acids.
AUGGACCUCCCCUAUUACCAUGGCCCUCUGACCAAAAAAGCCUGUGAGUCUUUACUGCUCCAGGAGGGGAAAGAUGGCAAGUUUCUCUUAAGGGACAGUGAGUCGGUACCAGGAGCCCUGUGCCUCUGUGUCUUGUUUCAAAACAAGAUCUACACAUACCGAAUCAUAAAAGAAAAAUAUGGAUACUACACGAUACAGACAGCAGAAAAUAUUAAAAAGAUGUUAUUUCCAAACCUAAAAGAACUAAUCUCCAAGUUUGAAAAACCAGAUCAAGGACUAGUGGUUCAUCUUCGUUAUCCAGUACAGAAGAAUAACAUAUACCAGGGUGAGAGAAACCCACCAGCACCGGCUGCUUUGGAGGAUGAUGACUAUGUGAAUGUCAACAGUGAUGAGUAUGUGCAAGUCUUGCCCUGA